AUGUCGGGCUCGGGAACAGACUCAGAGGCGUCGGACAAGCCACGCGUGGUCGUCUCCAUUCAUUCCAGCUCGAGCAGUGACACCGUGACCGACGACAAUGGCGCAGCGGCGAGCGUGGGCGCGGCUGGCUCGGGUGCUGAGAGCCCAGGCGCUGAAGUCUCGGGUGUGGCAAGUGACUCUGGUAGCGAUGUAGGAUCGGCAGGCGCGAGGCGUGCUGCGUCGGAUGGCGGAUCGAUUUCGGAUGAGCAUGGGCCGAGGCGGAGAAGGCGGAUGGCGACCGACGACGACGAGGUCAUUGAGCUCGGGUCGUCGUCGGGCGAUGCGCGGGCGCUGGCUAUGGUACUGGGGGAGGAAGAGUCAGAUGAAAAUCUGGCGGCGGCAGUGGCAGCAGAGGAGGCGGCCGAGCAGGUGAACGAGAUCAAGUCGCGGUUGCAUGGAUCACGGUACUUUAGUGCACCUGAUCCGACCAUCAAGUGCUACCGCUGUGAUCAGAUGGGCCACAUGGCGGCCAUGUGCCCAAACGAAGAAAAGGUCAAGGCCUGCUUCCUCUGCGGAAGCACAGACCAUGAGCGAUCGGUUUGCACACGCGAGACCUGCUUCCGCUGUGGGAUGGUCGGCCACAUCGCCUCCAAGUGCACCACCAACAUCUCGUCGUCGGUUCGCUGCGACCUGUGCUCGCAGCGCGGCCACUCAUCCGGCAACUGCUCCAUCCACUGGAUCUACAACUUUACUGGUGAGUACAAGCUGCAGUGGCGCGCCGCACGUGCCGCCGAGGCACAAAAGGAGAACAGCCGCCUCGGCCAGCCGCCGAGCGUGGUAUCUGGUUCGCGCGGCGGCGGCGGCGGCGGCGGUGGUGGCGGCUACAACGGUGGCUCGCGCCGCUCGUCGUUCAGUAGAGACUCGCGCGAUGCCGGCCGCAGUCGCAGUCGUGGCCGCGGCCGCGGCGGGUUUUUCCAGGGCAAUCGAAGCCGCGGCUCGCGCCGCGGCCGGAGCAACAGCUACAAAGGCCCUCGUCGCAACAGCUACGACAACCACUCGCGCUCGCGCUCGCGCUCUCGCCAUCGCAGCUAGCCAGUCUGCCUCUGGCUGCAAUGAUAAAGAUCCCCCCUC
This is a messenger RNA of Thecamonas trahens ATCC 50062, 1110 nucleotides long. RefSeq lists its product as uncharacterized. Gene Ontology annotation, molecular function: zinc ion binding; nucleic acid binding. Lineage: Eukaryota; Apusomonadida; Apusomonadidae. The coding region runs from base 1 to 1071 and encodes 356 amino acids. The record is from RefSeq and is a predicted model, not a curated record. The transcript has 2 exons.